Messenger RNA from Poecilia latipinna (sailfin molly), 2531 nucleotides. Its product is annotated as long-chain fatty acid transport protein 1-like. Gene Ontology annotation, biological process: long-chain fatty acid import into cell; medium-chain fatty acid transport; long-chain fatty acid metabolic process. NCBI's taxonomy places the organism in Eukaryota, Metazoa, Chordata, Actinopteri, Cyprinodontiformes, Poeciliidae. Gene Ontology annotation, molecular function: oleoyl-CoA ligase activity; long-chain fatty acid transmembrane transporter activity. The transcript is spliced from 14 exons. The record is from RefSeq and is a predicted model, not a curated record. The coding region runs from base 476 to 2428 and encodes 650 amino acids. Gene Ontology annotation, cellular component: plasma membrane; mitochondrial inner membrane; endoplasmic reticulum membrane.
ACCACGAAAGGUGAACCGCGUUAUAGCGAGGGAUUACUGUAAUCCAAAGUAGGACAAAAGCAUAAAUACAGGUUCAAAUACAGCAGUAUUUGAGUCAAUAUUUCUUAGCAAGUUACUCUUAAACCCCAUGCUUUUUUUUUUUUUUUUUUUUUCUCGAAGCCAUCAUUGCACCCCCGGCAUUAUUCUGACAAGACCCAUAAAGUAAGAAAAAAAAAAAGAAAAAAAAAAAGCUCCUCGUAAAAAUACAGCUCGGUUUUGGCUCCGGGGCAGAUGAGGAACACACCCCACUGUGACGCUGGAGAUAUGAGUUGCAACCUGCUCUGCUCUCUGCUAUGCGCUGCUUAUCAGGCACUUUAUUACUGACAGCUGCUCUGGAAACAUCUGCUCUGAGCGGCUGCUGCUGCUCACCCUGUGCAUUAAUUACUUCUGGAUUCUCCUUCCCAGUGGAGCCUUUUAUAAAAUCCCUGAACAGACAAUGAAGCUGCUGAUUUGUGUCCUUGCGAGCUUGGUCUUCUUGGCUCCCCUGAGGCCCGUCUCCAUCCCCUGGCUGCCCGGCCUGAUUGCAGGGCUGGGCGUCCUUGCGGUCUGGAUGGGGUCCUGGAAGAACAUUCGUGUUGCUGCAUGCACCAUCAAGAGAGACCUGAUGUGUCUGGCUGCUAUUGUGAAAGUAAGACUUUCCAUGCACAGAAAUGUGCAGAAUAAAAGAACCAUCCCUGCCUUGUUUGCUCAGAAGGUGCUGCAGCAUCCAGACAAACCCGCCUUGAUCUUUGAGGCUACGGGAGAGGUUUGGAGUUUUAAAGAUCUGCAGGAGCGAUGCAACGCCGUGGCUCACUUGGCUCUGGCUCAGGGCUGGGCUGAGGGGGAUGUGGUGGCCUUGUACAUGGAGAGUCAUCCGUCGGUGGUUGCUCUGUGGCUGGGGCUGGCCAUGGUGGGCGUGGAGGCCGCGUUCAUCAACCACAACCUGCGGCAGGAAUCGCUGCUGCACUGCGUUGGAGUAUCUGGCGCUCGGGCCGUGGUGUUUGGAGCAGAAAUGACUGAAGCGGUGUCAGAGGUGUCAGGAUCCCUGCAGCCCGGCACGACUCUGUUCUGCACCGGCGGUGAGGAGGAGGAUGGGGAGCGGCACUGCAGCUUCCAGGCCCAGAGUCUGGAAGCCCUGCUGACCUGCUCGCCCACACACCCGCCGUAUUACAAGCUGAGGAAAGGCUUCAAUGACAGACUUUUCUACAUUUACACGUCUGGAACAACCGGGAUGCCGAAGGCAGCGGUAGUGGUGCACAGCCGCUAUUUCCGCAUCGCUGCCUUCGGUUUUCAUUCGUUUGGCUUGCGUCCCGAUGACGUCGUCUACAACUGCCUUCCUCUAUAUCACUCUGCAGGGACCAUCAUGGGCGUGGGACAAUGUUUGCUCUUUGGCUUGACAGUCGUAAUCCGGAGGAAGUUCUCAGCCAGUCGCUUCUGGGACGACUGCGUUAAACACAACUGCACCGUAAUCCAGUACAUCGGCGAGAUCUGUCGCUACCUGUUGGCUCAGCCUGUCCGCCCGUCCGAAGCUCAUCACCGGGUCAGAGUUGCCAUCGGCAACGGCCUUCGUCCCUUUGUGUGGGAGGAGUUCGUCCGGAGGUUCAGGAUCCAAAGAGUGGGCGAGUUCUACGGCGCGACAGAGUGCAACUGCAGCCUGAUCAACAUAGAUGGAAAGGUGGGAGCUUGUGGUUUCAGUAGCCGGAUCCUGCCCAACCUUUACCCCAUCCGCCUGGUCAAGGUGAAAGAGGGCGAGAAGGAGCUGCUCAGGGAUUCGCAGGGACUCUGCAUACCUUGUCUGCCUGGGGAGCCGGGUAUGCUAGUGGGCCGCAUCAGCGACAAGGAUCCGCUCAGGCGGUUCGACGGCUACGCUGAUCGGGACUCGACCAGUCAGAAAAUAGCUCACCAUGUGUUCCAGAUGGGAGACUCCGCUUACGUCUCAGGCGACGUGCUGGUGAUGGAUGAAUACGGCUACAUGUACUUCAGGGACCGCAGCGGGGACACGUUCCGCUGGAAGGGGGAGAACGUUUCCACCACAGAGGUGGAGGGGGUCCUCAGCGGGCUGCUGGGACACACCGACGUAGCCGUCUACGGAGUGUCUGUUCCAGGCGUGGAGGGCAAAGCCGGCAUGGCAGCCAUCGCUCACACGGGAGCCGGUUUGGACCUUGAUGAGUUUCUGAGUGCCGUACAAAAACACCUUCCCUCCUACGCGCGACCCGUCUUCCUGCGACUCAUGCCAUCUGUGGACACUACAGGUACAUUUAAAAUUCAAAAAACACGCCUGCAGAAGGAAAGCUUUAAGCCACAACACACGGGGGAGGAGAUCUAUUUUCUGAACAGCCGGGCCGGACGCUACGAGGCCGUUGAUGAUGAAUUGUGUAAAGCGAUCGUUGAGGGCAAAGUUUCUCUCUGAGACAAGAGGGCACCCAUAGAGUCGGCUGUAUAUUUUAUUACUAUUUUAAGAAAACUCCAUUGUGCGAUGGAAACCUUGUUGAUUUUUCAAAUAAAUGUAUAUA